GGGGUCACAUCCACUGUUGACAAGAUGCAGUCAAGUCAUGCAGUGAGAACAGCUAGCUAGAUGCAGUGAGAGAACAAACAAGUGUGCACAAAUAAAUACACGGCACGACACACCCAUGCAAUGCAAUGGCCAACACAACAUCAUGAUGGCCGCACACAUGCGAGGAGUGCGUACAAACAAAGAAACACACACAUCUCACUCACUGCACACGCGGAUGGAACUGCUUGAGCACUUCCUGGGCAGGGAUGCUCUUGCCAGAGAUCGCCGCGAAUUUGUCCAAAAGGCAUUUCUUCUGGUUCUCCAGCUCGUCGACCCGGGCCGACGCCCGCAUGAGUGCCCUUGUAACCUCCUGUAUCUGGCUGUCCCGCCCCAUGAGCACCUGCUUCAUGGCCUGCACUUCCUGCCGCGCAUCCUGCACCUCCCUCUGCGCCUCGCUGAUGGAGCCCUUGCCGUCCAGGUACGACGAGUGCAUCGACUCGCGGGAUGCAAACAGCCGGGUGAUGAGCUGCUGCUUCUUCUUGAGCUCUUCUCGCAGAUAGACGUUGGCUGACCGCUGACGAGACGACCAACACAAGGGGCACUCGGGGUGGUACGUACUGGCUUGAGCGGUGUAAGUUGUGUUGGGUGGUACCUCUUGCUUGAGUGCCUCGUUGAGCUCCGUGACACCCUCCUCCAGUUUGCCGCACUUUCUCUCGUUCUCCUGGUUGUUCUUGAUUUGCUCACUGGACACACACACACACAGACAUCAAUGGGCAUGCGCGUUUUCCAGCCCCCAAGCCAUUCCGUUUCGCCCAUGCCAUGGGUAUCUUACCGGUACAUGUUGGAGAGGAGGGCCGAGUCUGCCUUGGUCUUCUCGAGUGUCUUUCUGGCCGUCUCGAGCUCUCGCUCAAGCUGGUCCUGGAUGACGGCGCUGCCCCUGGCUGCUGCACUGCUGGCCAGGCUGAUGGCAGUUGGGGCGGCCACGGGGUGGGCCACUGCCGACCGCUGCUCCUCCGCCUCAUGCAGAGACCUCUUCAGUUCCUGAUUCCUGCACACGAGCAAACAGACAGACAGACAGACAGGUGAGGUGAAUGCGGGCAGCACAGCUUAGUGCGUGCCUGGUGCGCGUUUGUCAUACUUGAUUUCAAGCUGGUUGGCCUUGGUCUCCCACUCACUCUUCUCGAUCUGAAGUCUGGGGGAGGGGACGCAGUGCCACGGAUGUACCCAGCCAUGUGUGCUGUCUGCUGUGGACCAGCUCUCUCACUUUGAGAUGAGUUCUGCCUGGCUCUUGGUCUUGGCAGUGAGGUUCUGGAUCAGCUCGGUUGUCGGCGUGUACUUCACGCUCUGCAAACCGAUUACAGAGCUACCAAGGUUGACUGUGCCAUUCAUAACCCACCGAACCAUACCUACCUACCUUCAGCUGAUUGAUCUCGCCCUCCAGAGUGAUGGUCUUCUUCCACAUGGCGGUAAGCUCCCGCCGCAGGUCGCACUGCUGCAUCUCCUGCUGUGCCGACUUGCCGUCGCGUGUCGGCGCCUCGAUGAUGACCAUCUCGUUGCCAGCGGCAUAGUUCCGCACCGCCCCGUCCAGCAUGUCGAUCUCCUUGGAGAGCUCAAUCAACCGCACAGAUGCCACCGGCGUGGCUGUGGGAGUGGCGAGGAGGGAGGGGUGGGUGUAGGGGCCGGGAGAGGGCACAAUGGCUGGCAAGGGGGGCCGGUCGGGGAUGACCCCGCUCUUGGCCUGCACGGCAAACGGACAGCCGGAGAUGAGAUGGCCCGUGGGCGUUUGGGGCUGUGAUUGGGUCUCACUUGGAAGUCAAUGAUAAGGUUGUAGACUUCGGCGAUGCCUGAGAUGAAGACACGGACAUAGACGCACCGACAGACAACCCACAAUCCAUUCCAGAUGCCGUGCAGUCACUCACUUGGUGUGCGCCUUACUGACCCCCUGCCGAGUACUUGCGCCUGAUGCCGAUAUCCAUCAUGCAGACGGCACACCGAUAGAGAAUGGCAUAGAGGAACUGAUAGAGCACCGCCUCCCUCAGGUUGAGGAGGGUCAGGAGGGGCUCCAGCAGCUGACCGGCCGCCUCCUCGCCCGAGGCCCCGCUCCGCCCUGCCAGGAACGAGUAGUUGAUGGUGUACCCACUGACCCGCUUCACUGUCUGCUCGAGCGUGUGCAAUGGCGGGUUCCGGGUCGAAGAGUUGAACACCAGCUCAUCGUCCACAAUGGAACCGAGCCCCUGACCAGAGCAGGCACACGAAAUUCAUUCAUCAGAGUCAGUCAGUCAGUGUGCAAUGCAAUGCGUGUCACGAGCGAGGCCCGUCAGUCAGUCACGUCGGUCACUUGUAGGAGUUGCAGAAGGUCGUUUUUGAGCGUCUCAAUGAUGUGAAUGAAGUGGUCGCGGAAGCCAGGAGUGCGCUUGGUCCUCUCCAUCGCUGCACCUGCACUGCUGACACUGCAGU
Messenger RNA from Vitrella brassicaformis, 2436 nucleotides. Lineage: Eukaryota; Vitrellaceae. The record is from the annotation of a GenBank genome assembly.